AUGGCGGCGUCCAGUAACACUGAGCAUUCUCUCGACAUAUCGACGCCGCUAAAGAUACCGAAAACGGAGGUACCAUCUCCGGAAUCGGAGGACUUGAGUGACAGUAAUCACUACCAUUCUAACCCCUCAACGCCAAAUCGUUUUUCGCCAUUGAACGUGAGCUCAGGAAGCGCAGGCCGUAGUGGCUUGGCCUCAUCCUCCAAUAGCUUCACCGCUUGCCGGGGAAUGUCUUGGACCCCGUCCGAAACAAACGCCCUCAUCGCAGUAUGGGGGAACGAAAGACUCACGGAGGCGCGGAUGCAGCAGCUGGAGGUGGCGGGUACGGUGUUCUCGGGCAAGGCUCCCGGUCCUGCAAUGUAUGAACGAGUCUCCAGGGCCUUGGCAGAGCUCGGGUACGAGCGGACUCCAUCCCAGUGCAGGGAGAGGAUGAAGACGCUGCGUCGCUGCUACAGCCGCGUCAAGGAGCACGGCAUCGGAAAGAGGAAGAGCAGCUACUCCAUCGAGCAGCUGGAGAAGGUGUUCGGCCAGGGGGGGUGGGACUCCCAGGGAGGCUGCGCCCCCGUGCUCAUCAACAGCAGCGGGCUGUACCAGGAGAUGGAGUCGGACUCCAGCGCCCUGGAGGACUUCUCCCAGGAGGACUGGUGCAACCAGGUGCUGGCCUCAGCCUUCCAGGAGGGAGACAUGGAGGCUGAGGAAAUCCAGGUGCCUAAAAACAGAGUUCUCCAUUUUCAAGCCGAGAUCUCAGAAAAAACGCAGAAGCGGGAGACCAUGCGUAACGUGGUGCGCAUCCUGGAGUCGGUGCAGCUCAAGUGGGAGCACUUCCAGACGUGGACCGAGUUCUCGCGGCUGCACCUCUCCAACAAGCUCGCCAUCUUCGGCGUGGGCUACAACACGCGCUGGCGGGAGGACGUGCGCUACCACCACGCCGAGAUCAGCUCGCAGGUGCCGCUGGGCAAGCGGCUGCGCGAGUUCUUCAACCCCGAGAAGCCCGAGGGCCGCGUGGUCAUGACCAAGGUGCAGAAGAUGAACUGGAAGAACGUCUACUACAAGUUCCUGGACAUCACCAUCAGCGAGGCGCGCUGCCUGGAGCUGCACAUGGAGGUGGACUGGAUCCACGUGGCGCAGACGCGAGCGGCGGGCAGCGCCGCGGGGGUGUGCCAGUACCUGCUGCCGGGGGACGUCCCCAAGACCUACGGACUGUACGCCGUGGGCUACGAGGCCGUCGACGGGCUGACGCCGGCCGCAGACGUGAGCGCUCCGUGGUCGGGAGAUAACCGGGGCGUGGAGGACAUGGAAGCGGUGGCGGCUGUGGCCACAGCGGUGGGGUUGGGAGACAGGACCAGGGGACCCGGGAUCACGUACUGCUAUCUGGGCAUAGCGGAGGACAGGACCCUGCAGCAGUCCCUGCUCUACCACUUCCAGGGCGUCGGCAAGCAGUUCUUGAACGGCGAGCCCUCGGGUGUCACACGCUUCCUGCAGGAGAACUGUCGGGGUGGUGGUGGGGGCGGCUUGCCUCAUCGGGCCGCAGUUUACGUCAAGUUUGUGGAGGUGGAGCUGGACUUCCUUUCGGCGGGCUCCCUGGUGGAGUGCUUAGAAACUGCCGUGGGCUAUUCUUUGAAGUACAACAAAAAGGAGCCAUUUUGAUGGACGCAUAGUGGGAUUUUGUUGUUCUCGGACGGGGGAUUGAAUCUCGUUUAGGAAAGAGAAAAGGUGUUGGAAGAGGUUUGUGACCAAUUUUGUCUGUUAUGAGGCAUUGCUGUUUUGCUUCCUUUGCCUAUUCAAUGCUUAUCUUAUUAUAUGAACGCACAAUGCAGCAAAUGCACCAUGGAACACUGGCUAAGGUUUUUUUUUUUACAAAUCGUUUCAUUAAAAAAAAAAUCAUAAUCGACCAAAAAUCCACUUCAGCUACUUUUUUUUUUUUACAUCAAAACAGUUUGCCUGAAUGGACUGCAUUAAAUAUUGCUAAAAACACAUUAUUAUAACCUCAAAUUUAGCAGUGAUUCACGAAUGGAAGUCCUACAUGGCACUAUUUCAUGUGAAUGCAUUUUUAGAAUGGGAUUUUUGUUAAAAAACCCACAAAUGUAUCCUUAUACAUUUCAACGUUGGCUUAGUGUAAACAUAGUGUAUGUACUAGGUUAUGAAUUAUUUCAGGCAGCAUAUGCACUAUAAUUAUUGGACGGGUAAUGUGCCAUCAGGGAGUGAGGUGGUCGGGUGACUUGUUGAAGUGUUGUAUGCAUCCGUCUACCUCUUCAGAGCCUCAGUAUACUUCACUUUAAUCAUGCAUAUGCAAGAUGUUGGUUGUGCUGGUCCUCAUGAACUGGAAUGCAUGCACCCGUGAAGUACAAUACCUACAUUAACCUUUAGGGGGCAGUAUACCGCCGGUCAUAUCCAGUAUGUUUUUACUGUAGAAAUGACCCAAAGCAGUUCGUGCACAUCAGACACAGAACUUGGAGAAUUACGAUCUGAAUUCACUCUGGGAUUUUAGGGGGCAUUGAUGAAUGUAUACCAUGUGAAAGCAGAUCCAUGACUUCAGUAAAUAGUUUCCUAAAACCCACAAUAAGACAAAAACAUAUGCAGAAAUGCUACACACAUAGCAUUCCAUCAUCAAAGUGGAGUAUAUACAGGUCUUUUGGAUGUAGCAGCCAAGGAAGUGGGUGGAGUGUGUGGAAAUCUUGCAUUGCCAGACUUGUGACAUGUGAGCCCGCAAGUAAAUAGGAAAUAGGGCUGGCUCCUGUACAACCACUGAAAUCAAGAGUGAGCUGCGGACGGUUGUGCUGGGAGAAUACCGUUCCCUGUUUUGUUUUAGUGCUUUCAGUGCUUUGAAUCUGCCUUCUGCUUUUGACUGACUCAGUCGAAGUUCCACUUUCUCAAAGCCUCUUUAUAAGUCAUGCGUUGUUAUUAUUGCCUCUGCGUUUUGCACGUAUGACGAACUCUGCCAACGGAUGUUGCAAGGGCUUGUGGGAAAUGAAGUUUAAAAAAAAGUCAGCGGUUGUGCUGACCGUUUUUCUCACAGAGAAUUCAACUUUAAGGACAAGGCUGGUGUGUCUUAACCUUUUCUUAUCGUCGACAUCUCCAUUCCCCCAAACAAUCAGGUUGUGGCUUAUCUCUGAGGCUCCUACUUUGGUCAACGCUAGAGGGACGUUAUAUAUCCCUAUUGGUAAUUUCAAGGAAUGUCAGCCAUAAGAAAAAAACAAAUGACUCCGAUGUGGGUACCAGAUUGACUCGGCUGCCAGAUCGACUCGAGGUCCUAGAUGCGCAAUAAUGACCCACCUCCUGCAAACGCUGUCUUUUAAAUGCGCAUGCACGUUUCAUUCAUUCCCAUGUUAUUCCCAAGUAUAAACGAUCUCCUUUUGUUUUCUAAUCUAUGAAUAAUAAUCUAAUGUACAAAUUAUUGUUGCCUAUACUUUGGUAAUAUAUAAAAGAAGAAUCGGUUAACUCCAUUCACUGAACGGGGCAUCCACUUUAUUUCUAGCGCUCCCAACACAGAGUCAAAACAGCGACCCACACGCAGACACUUCCGUUCUCGUCCUUCAGAAUAAGAGUCCCUAACAGGAACUGGGUAACAUAUGCAUUCAUCAGUGCUUUUAGUGUUUCCAAUGGCUUUGUUUGUGCGAAAGAACGGGCUGCGUUCAAUGAAAUAUCAAAACCAAAACGGAUUGAGCCUUCUUUUUAUGUCCAUGAUUGAGCCCCUUUAUAACAACCCUUCCGGGUUUUGUCCGUUGGCUUGUGUCGAUAAGUCAAGUGUCGAUACGUCAUCUGUAAGCGCAGCACCCCGAGGUGAUCUGGCAGCCGAGUCAAUCUGGUACCCACACCGGCUUUCCCUUUUAAAAAAAAGGUCUCUGAUAAACACUUUAGUCUCCUGCCAGAAAGAGAAUAUUCCUUAAUAUUUUAUCGGCCUACACAUUAGAUCAGACAUUAUUUGAAGUAUUUGAAGGGGAAAGGAUUCAAGUGGGAUAUUUACCUUCUGAACAGUUUUAACUUUGCAAAUGUGUUGCAUAAAUUGUGCACAUCUAGGGCCUAUAGUCAAACUCAUUGACCAGCAACCUCAUGAGGAAUAAUCUUGACCAGUAUUCAGUGACUUUGUUAUCCGAGAACAUGUGCAAUGUGCCAGGAAUGGAUUGUUACGGUUAAAUUGAAUUCAUAUUGAAUAUGUCUAUAUGGAAUCACAAUAUAUAAAUAUAUAUAUAUAUCAAUAUAAUAUAUAUUUAAGAAUAUUGACGUAAUUGAGCAACUGGCAUUUGCAAACUUGCAAAAUGUUAAUUUGUUUUGAGAUAUAUAAAUUAAUCUUUUAUAUUACUAUUCUUAUGUUUGUUCACACAUUCACACAUACAUCAUAUAUGUACUUGUUUUGAGUUCAGUCUUGUAUGUUUACACGUUUUGGAAGAACAAAAAAAAAUCAAUAAAUGGGACUCUUGCCACUCACUGAAAAA
Gadus chalcogrammus (walleye pollock) is the source of this 4430-nucleotide messenger RNA. It is a transcript of the gene msantd2, whose product is annotated as myb/SANT-like DNA-binding domain-containing protein 2. The transcript is spliced from 5 exons. NCBI's taxonomy places the organism in Eukaryota, Metazoa, Chordata, Actinopteri, Gadiformes, Gadidae. The record is from RefSeq and is a predicted model, not a curated record. Bases 1 to 1644 code for a protein of 547 amino acids.